Molecule: messenger RNA, 807 nt
Organism: Ooceraea biroi (clonal raider ant)
Lineage: Eukaryota; Metazoa; Arthropoda; Insecta; Hymenoptera; Formicidae
Source: RefSeq, a predicted model, not a curated record
ACUCAGCGCGUUGGUCGCCUUAAGAGAGUCAUAGUUACUCCCGCCGUUUACCCGCGCUUGCUUGAAUUUCUUCACGUUGACAUUCAGAGCACUGGGCAGAAAUCACAUUGCGUCAACACCCGCGAGGGCCAUCGCAAUGCUUUGUUUUAAUUAGACAGUCGGAUUCCCCUAGUCCGUGCCAGUUCUGAGCUCAGCGUUGAAUGGCGGCCGAAGAGGACGACCACGACGGCUCGCGCCGCCACGGAAGCCUCGCAGCAAGGAAGAUCCGCGGGAGGCCAAGGCACGGGACCGAGCUCGGAUCCCGGCAACGGCGCGAGAACGCCGACCGUUCACCUCGCCCAGGCCCGGCACGUCAGCCAGACCCGCUUCCCGACCAAGCCCGACACGCCCCGCUCCUCAGAGCCAAUCCUUAUUCCGAAGUUACGGAUCCAAUUUGCCGACUUCCCUUACCUACAUUAAUCUAUCGACUAGAGGCUCUUUACCUUGGAGACCUGCUGCGGAUAUGGGUACGAACCGGCGCGACGCCUCCACGUGGCCCUCUCCUGGAUUUUCAAGGUCCGAGGGGAAGAUCCGGACACCGCCGCAACUGCGGUGCUCUUCGCGUUCCAAACCCUAUCUCCCUGCUAGAGGUUUCCAGGGAACUCGAACGCUUAUACAGAAAAGAAAACUCUUCCCGGAUCUCCCGACGGCGUCUCCAGGUCAUUUUGGGUUACCCCGACGAACACUCUUACGAGGGCCCGAAUUGUAUGCGGUUCCGCUGCCGGGUUCCGGAAUAGGAACCGGACUCCCUUUCGCCCGACGGGCGUG